AUGAGAGCUGUAGCAAUUUUGAAAGGUUCAGAAGUUUCAGGUGUCGUCUGGUUCGAACAAAAGACUGAAAACGACCCAACUACCAUCACUUACGAAAUCAGUGGUAAUGCUCCAAAUGCUCUAAGGGGGUUCCACGUCCAUCAAUUGGGUGAUUUAACUAACGGUUGUGUAACGGCUGGUCCUCAUUUCAACCCAUUCGCAAAGACUCACGGUGCUCCAACUGCUGAAACCAGACACGUUGGUGACAUGGGUAACGUCAAAACCGACGCUAAUGGUGUUGCCAAGGGUUCUUUAACUGACAGUUUGAUCAAGUUAUAUGGUCCUACUUCUGUCGUUGGAAGAAGUGUCGUCAUUCACUCUGGUCAAGAUGAUUUAGGUAAAGGUGGUGAUGAAGAAUCUCUAAAGACCGGUAAUGCUGGCGGUAGAGCCGCAUGUGGUGUCAUUGGUCUUGCUGCUGACAAAUAA
Messenger RNA from Kazachstania africana CBS 2517, 465 nucleotides. RefSeq names its product superoxide dismutase SOD1 (gene SOD1). Gene Ontology annotation, biological process: removal of superoxide radicals. The record is from RefSeq and is a predicted model, not a curated record. The transcript has a single exon. Bases 1 to 465 code for a protein of 154 amino acids. Gene Ontology annotation, molecular function: superoxide dismutase activity; copper ion binding. Lineage: Eukaryota; Fungi; Ascomycota; Saccharomycetes; Saccharomycetales; Saccharomycetaceae.